Penicilliopsis zonata CBS 506.65 is the source of this 1257-nucleotide messenger RNA. RefSeq lists its product as hypothetical. The record is from RefSeq and is a predicted model, not a curated record. Gene Ontology annotation, biological process: spliceosomal complex assembly; protein phosphorylation; regulation of mRNA processing. Gene Ontology annotation, molecular function: ATP binding; protein kinase activity. The coding region runs from base 1 to 1194 and encodes 397 amino acids. The transcript has 3 exons. Lineage: Eukaryota; Fungi; Ascomycota; Eurotiomycetes; Eurotiales; Aspergillaceae.
AUGACAGCAAACCAUCGCAUCGAGUAUAAUUGGAUCAAGGGGGUGGAAACACUGGAAGAAUACCAGCCUGGCGGAUAUCAUCCAGUUAUGAUCGACGAUCUGCUACACGAACGCUAUCGGAUUGUAGAUAAACUUGGCUUUGGCGGUUAUUCAACGGUCUGGCUUGCUCAAGAUACUCAGUUAAUGCGAUAUGUCGCUGUUAAGGUCAAUACGGCAGACUCGCUUCCCCAUGAGACAACAGUCCUGAAGGCCCUUUCUGCUCCAUCUUUUAUACACCCUGGACAUGGCUUAGUACCGUCUCUCCUCGAUGAAUUUCGGGUAGAAGAGAUAUCUUUUAGCCGUCUUUUCCCCCUCAAGUUCGCUCGAGCAUUAUCUUAUAGACUUGCUCAAGCUGUUGCUUAUACGCAUUCACGAAAUUGUGUUCAUGGAGACAUCCAUUUGAGCAACAUUUUAAUUAGACUUCCAUCAAGUUUUGAUCAGCUUUCUAUCUCGCAAUUAUAUGAGCAAUACGGAGAACCAGACACGGUCCUAAUUACACGAUGUGAUGGAGGGCCGGUUCCCCCCAAUGCCCCCGCUAAGGCUGUUGUGCCUCUAUUUCUAGGGAAAUAUGCAGAGAAAUUCUCAUUAUCCGACGCGCACCUGCUUCUUCUCUGUGACUUUGGUGAAGCAUUUUCACCUGCUACAAACCCUCGUCUAGGGAAAGACUGUCAUACACCACCUGCAUUUCGAGCUCCAGAGGCCAAAUUCGAACCACAGUCUCCACUUACAUAUUCUAUGGACAUCUGGAGUCUGGCCACGGCAAUCUGGGAGAUCAUGGGAAUGAAGGCGAUCUUUAGCACGGACUUUGUGCCCGACGAUGAGAUAGUGAGCCAGCAUGUUGAUGUCCUGGGACCUAUGCCAUCUGAAUGGUGGCAGACCUGGAAAGGGCGAUCUCGCUUUUUCCAUGAGAAUGGCUCUCCGACUGAGGCAUAUAAAGAGAAUAGAUGGCCUUGUCUGAAGGGUUCCUUUGAGGUUUGUAUCCAGAAAUGGAGACAGAAGAUUAGAGAUGAGAUCCAGGAAGAUGAGAAAGCUGCAUUUCUGGAUUUGAUGCGCCAUAUGCUAUCAUUUCGACCGCAAGAUCGACCGACUGCUGCUGAAGUCCUGUUAUCAGACUGGAUGGUGAAAUGGGCAUCGCCUGAUUAUAGUGAGGUUUAGAGCAGUCAGUCAGUCAGUAUAUUAUAAAAACAAUAGAAUAACAAAAUAAAUAAUACUCAACGC